Molecule: messenger RNA, 6800 nt
Organism: Micropterus dolomieu (smallmouth bass)
Lineage: Eukaryota; Metazoa; Chordata; Actinopteri; Centrarchiformes; Centrarchidae
Product: microtubule-associated protein futsch-like
Exons: 32
Coding region: 124-6111 (1995 amino acids)
Cellular component (GO): nucleus
Molecular function (GO): zinc ion binding; DNA binding
Source: RefSeq, a predicted model, not a curated record
GAGCCACACAGCUUCAGCCAAAGAUGCAUCUGUCCCAACUGAGCCACAGCUGUGGCAGUGAGAGAGCAGCAAUUGGCAGCGUCCAUUUCGUUUCCUGCAGUUACCCCUCUGACUUUUGGGGAGAUGGUAGAAAAGCACCUGGACAUAAAUGUCAUGAAAUGCUACAGGCACUUUUCAUCUCAAAAGCAGUUGCUCAUAACUGGACUGCCGAGGUAUCACGAUGGCUGCUACACAGAGGAUGAACUUGCAAAACUUCUCGUUCCAUUUGGGUUUCAACAUAAAGAUGACACCAUCUAUGUUGUUCCUCAGAUGUGCAUGAAGGCCAGUGGUUCCAUGUUCCCCAUAAUCAUGUUGACCAGUUUACCAGAGGGGAACUACCAGCAUGAAGACGUUGCCAAGCUGGUCUGGCGGUAUUUCCCUAAACAGAACCUUCACUCCCUGGACUACAGCGUGAUGGUCUUAACGCUGCAGAGGAGGGCCUUUGUGUUUUUUGCUGAUUGGACAACAUGCUGCAAUUUUGUCCGAGAUCACCUCAAAAAAACAGUUUUUAUCAAAAACUACAACCCCUGUGUACACUUCGUCUUGCAACACAUGAAUCCCGAAUCCAGUGAGGAGAUGAUGUACAGAAGUUUGAUUAAGUGGAGCAACGCUGGAGUUCCAGAGCUAAAGUCUCUGGAGGAGCGGUUGCUCUGUGUUGAGAUUUCUGCAACAUCUGUGGCCGUCGUCCGGACAGUGAUGGAAGUGGUGGCUUCCAUCGCACCCAUUGUCAGCUUCCUUCCACUUGCUAACAGGAUCUGCAUUGAGAUGGCUGACUCCAGCGGUGUAACGCAGGCAGUGGAGAAAUACAACACUUUCUCCCCAGACUCUUUAAAUAGGCUCACAGCUUGGAGGAGUAAAGUUAAACGUUUUGAGACUUUGAAGAGCCUAAAACAGCGCCUACAAGAUUCAAGUGAGAUCACAAUUAACUUUGAACCAGACACCAUCAGUGUUGCAUCCAAGCCCCCAGCUGUGAAAUACCAAACUCGUCCCUCUGAACUGUCGGAUACUGGUUCACAAGCUGCCCUUCAAACCAGCGGCACUGGUGGAUCCAUCAUUUCUGAGCCCAUCACAGCAGGACCAAGUGCUACGGCCACAAGUGACGUAGCAGUGGAGGAGGACAUUCGGUGCUCUAAUCCUGUGACUGCAGUGCAGACACAAACAGAUGCAGCUUCAUCCAAAAAUGCAUCUGUCCCAGCUGAGCCCACAGCUGCAGCAAUGAUGGAACACCUUCCUGCAGUGCCCACGCCCUCAUUUGAAGUUACCCCUCUGACUGUUGCGGAGAUGGUAGAAAAGCCGCUGGACCCAAAGAAAAUAGAGUGCCUCAUGUAUGAUACCCAGCUCUCACGAAAUUGUCUUCAACUUGGACUAAGGCUGUUGCUCAUAACCAGACUGCCGAGAUAUCACGAUGCUCUCUACACAGAGGAUGAAUUUGUAAAACUGCUCAAGCCAUUUGGGUUUGAACAUAAAGAUGACACCAUCUAUGUUGUUCCUCAGGACUGCAUGGCUUUCGUCAUGAUGCCAACAGCAAAGAGUGCGUUCUACAUAGCUGAAUUCUCCAUAAGGAAAGGCCUUUAUUUUAAAGGGUCUAAACUUUGGUUCCAGGUUGUAUCCAGCGGAGUACAAAUGACACCACCGCUCGAGUUUUAUAAAUCACUGAUGAUGACGAUGGAUUCUCUCUGGGUUGAUGAUGGAGUGAGAACAGUCUUCAUCAAGAACGUAAAACAGAGUGAGACCAGGGACCUGAGGGAAGCUUUGAAAAAAGUCAGUUCUGUCAAGAACUACCUGCCUCUCCUCAACAAGGUAUUUGUGGAAUUUGUGUUCAAUCGUGAUGCUGAUCGGCUCGGAGUUUGGUACAGUCUCCUAAAACAAGCCCCUCGACACGAAGUCCAAAGGCUGACAAAGCCAAACACUGGUUAUUCAUCACUACCACCAAGAUUUCCUGAGAACGCUCUGCCUGACAGCAAGGACAUUGUUGCUGGGGUGACUAUCCCACCAAUUAAAAAUGUUCCACAGGGUAGCAUUUCACCAUUUUGGGUCACCUUAAAAACUCGGCCCUUCCUGUUCCCUACCAUGUCUCCUUGGUUCAUCAUCCCAGAUUACCUGACAGUCAAAGGACAGGACGACAUUGAGAAGGCCAGUGGUUCCAAGUUCCCCACAAUCAUGUUGACCGGUUUACCAGAGGAAAACUACCAGCACGAGGAUGUGGCCAAGCUGGUAUGGCGGUAUUUCCCCAAGCAGAACCUUCGCUCCCUGUACUACAACGUGACGGUCUUAUCGCUGCAGAGGAGGGCUUUUGUGUUUUUCGCUGAUUGGACUACGUGCUGCAAUUUUGCCCGAGAUCACAUCACAAAUCCGGUUUCUGUCAAAGGCUCCAAGCUCAGUGUACACUUCGUCUUGCAACACAUGAAUCCUGCUUCCACUGAGGAUAUGAUGUACAGAAGUCUGAUGAAGUGGAGUAAUGCUGGAGUUUCAGAGCCAAUGUCUCUGGAGGAGCGGUUGCUCUGUGUGGAGAUUUCUGAGACGUCUGGGGAAGUCAUCAAGAAGGUCAUGGAUGUGGUGGAUUCCAUAGCGACCUUUGUCAGCUUCCUGCCACUCGCCAACAGGAUCUGCAUUGAGAUGGCUGACUCCAGCGGGGUAGCAAAGGUGGUGAAGAAAUACAACACUUUGUCACUAGACUCUUCUAAAAGGUGCACAACAUGGUGGAGUAAAGUUAAACAUUUUGAGACCCUGAAGAGUCUAAAACAGCGUCUACAAGAUUCUAGUGAGAUCACAAUAAACUUUGAACCGGUCAGUCUUGAAGCCAAGUCCCCAGCUGUGAAAUACCUAACUCAGCUUCAUCCUCCUAAACUUUUGGAUAGUGGGUCCCGAGCUGCCCUUCAAACCAGUGGCCCAGGUACACUGUCUGCUAUCACUUUCCCUUCCUCGUUGGGCCAGAAAACACUACAGGAGAGGACUAAAUCUCCAGCCAAAGCAUCAAAUACUGCAUCUUCCAGUCGUAAAACCCACUCCCCCUUAGCUGGAAGUAAAACAGAAAAUAAAACAGCAGCAGCAAUUGUCAAUGGAUCAAUGGAAACUCAUCUGGAGCCUCUUAGAGAAGAACCACAAGACACAGAGAGCGCAGUGGCAAAGUCUGACCACAAAGUGUCAGCAGAGGGCAUUGCUGCAAAAACUGGUGAGUCACAGACAAAAAUAGAAUCAUCAUCAGAGAUGCGUCCACCUCCACAGGGACAUGAGGUAGAGUUGAGCCAAGCCCAGAGUCUGGAUGCUGAUUGUAAUGUGAACACUCUCAAAGACCAGAAGACAAGGAAACAGGAAGGGAAAGAAGAUGUUGACAAACAUUCAGAGGUGGAGGAGGACGACAGAGAAAAUUACCAAAUCCUUGAUUCACUCGAUGAUCAAACAGAUGAACAGAUGGAUGAUGGGGACCAACAUGGCAGCUCUGAAACCCAGCUAACUGGACCUGAGGGAAGCCAGACUUUGCAUGAGGAAAAAGGCAUAUUCCACUUAGAGGAGGACAGUGAAAUGGAAACGACCAGAUCUUUACAAGUGCUAGACAGUGUUACUGAAGACCAAGCAGCUGCAGGUCAAGAGGACAGUCACCUGGUCCAAGAUGACGGUUCAGUAAAACAACUGUCUGAGGAAGAUGCAAAUCCAGUAGUCGACAAAUCUGAUGAUGCCGUUAAAGAUGCAGUUGGUAAAGAGACAGAUAACAAAGAACAAUUCCAAGUGUUAGUUACAGGUAGCAAACAAGGUCCAAAGGGAGAUGGGAAGAAGAAAGAACAAAAAGAGGAAGAGGUCAAAGUUAAAACACUUUCAGCAGAAUCCUCUAAAACCUCCAAAGAUGUGGAAAAUCCUGAUGGCCGAAUCCCAAAUGAAGACCAGCUUCUUCAAGAAUGCGACAGCAAAGACAAUUUAAAAGGCCCUGCCAGUGAUGUUACUGAAGAAGAAACCUUUGAGAUGUUGGAUUCAAUUAAUGAUCAAACUGCUACAGAAGACGACAAACUUGAAGAUCCCAGUGAGCAGAUACCUAAAGAAGACACUGGGCCCAUAGAGGAAGACACAUAUCAGGUAAUUGAUUCGGUGGAAGAUCAGCCGAUAACUAGAGAGGUCGAGUCAGAGAUUGACAACAAGGCAAAAAGCACCAAGAAAGAGGAAGCAACUUCUAGAAAAGAUGAGAGACCAUCAAAGAGGAGUGGCCCUGCAACCUCUGCGUCCAAAAGUGAAGAAAAAGAGAAAUCUCCAAAGAAACAGCACAGGACGGUUAAAAAAUAUGAGACACGAUCUAAGAUGGACACCACUGCAGUGAUUUCUAAAACAGGCAAAGAGGACACUGAGGAGAUGAUUCAUGAGAACCAGCUAGAUUCUGUUGUCACCAAACAGGUUCAAGAUGCUACCGCCACAGAAAGGUCUGGUAGAAGAAGGAGUGCAAGAGGGAAAAAAGAGGAAAGAAUUACAUUGAAUCUCACAGAAUCAUCUCCUAAGCCAAAGGAGGUUACAUACAGGAUUUUAAACUCUGUGGAGGACGAGACUGCUGAUGAUAAACUGACGAUCACGACAAGAUCCACUAGAGGAAAAAGGGAAAGAACAACUAAUAAAGAUUCUUCGAAAGAGAAAACACAAAAAGAGGACACGCCAAUGAGAAGGAGGCACACUCCUGCCAGAGAGUCACUGGAACGAAACAGGGAAAAAACACCAAAGAGAGAGUCGAAAGUUCCUCCAGAAGAGAGCACACCAACAAAGAAGGGCAUUGUUGCAAGAGAGGUAACUGGGGAUGACGCUACCUGUGAAUUAUCCUCUAUGGAGAACGAGGUUGUUAGGGUUGAAUGGCCCACCACGGGAGGAAAGAGAAAGAGGGGAAGACCAAAGAAAGCUCCUCCAAAAGAGAGCAGACCAACAAAGAAUAAGAACAUUGCUGCAAGAGAAAUAAGUGAAGCGACCUAUGAAAUAUCUCCUAUGGAGAAUGAAGCUGUUAAGAUUGAUCAGCCCGCUACAGGAGGCAAAGGAAAAAGGGGAAGACCAAAGAAAGAGGAGAAAGUCCCUGCCAGGACAAGAAGUACAAAGGAAAGAGGGAGGGAAAAUAUUGAGAAGGUGGAGGUAGAUGCCCAGGAGCUGGUGACUCUGGAUGAAGUGGGGGCAGAUGGAGCUGGAGAGGAAAGAGUGGCGGAGAGCCGAGAGGGGGACAGGGCGGUCACGGAGGGAGAGCCACAAGCACUCGUCACUCUGGAUGAGUUCGUAGAAGAGGAGGAGGAGGGGAAGGCCGAGCAAAGCACGGUGGAGAUCCACCCACUCAGCCAGGAGGAUGAACCAGUGGACUCCUUUAAACCAGAGACUUUGAUGCGUUUAGAUGAAGCAGACAGUGAUGAGGAAAAGAAAACAUCAAGAUCUGUCAAAUGCAAACAAGACGUUGGCACAGACGAGGGGGCACAGGAGGAGGAAAAAGUGACAACGCCAAGGACAAGAGGCCGACCCAAGAAGAGAAGCAGACAGACCCCCAAGAGAAAAUCUACCAGAGAGAAAAAAGUGGGCACAAAAGAUGACAGAGAAGAAGGAAAGGAACCAGCUGAUGUAUUGCCUUCCACGUCACUUGACGCCUCGUCAUCAUUGGACAAAGACCUGUCUACAUUGUUGGGCGAUGGCCAGCCGGAGAGCCGGAAGGCAGAGGCAGAGGUGGAAGCAGCAGGCCAAGCCGACGUUGAUGCUGCCUCUGCUGGGUAUGAGCCACCGCUGGAACACCCUAAGAACCAGACACUGGAGCAAUGUGUGGAGGAGGAGAAGAAAGGGAGGAGCAGGACCGACAUUAAAGUUGUUAGUAAGCAGAGGGGGGAGCUUGUUGCACCUGAAGCAAAGCGAUCUCGUUCUCGGCCUCCUUGUGUCUCUGCCGACUUCAAACUGCCGGCAUUUAAACCCAACAACCCCCUCGGUCAGGAGUUCAUGGUCCCCAAAUCAGGUUUUUUCUGUAAUCUCUGCUCUGUUUUCUACGAGAGCACCGCCAUGGACCUCCACUGCACCAGCCGGACACAUUACGACAACCUUCAGAAACAUUACCAGAAGCUUCAACAGAAACCAACUUGAAGUUCAACACAAAGUUUUCAAGGUUCUGUUUCCGAUUGGUUCCAACUUCAACUACUUAUUUAUUUAUGUAUUGUUUGUUAAAAAUGUAAAAAAGCUGAAGCCAGUUGGAGGUAAGUUGCAUCAGCUGGCGAAAAAAGGAAACAUGAACUGAGUUUUAUCAUGAAGUCAGUAAGUCACAUAUAAGAGUUCAGGGGUCGUAUUCUGUAAUGGCCCAUGGUUACCAAGCAGUUAGGAUAGGAUCUACCGGUUAAGAACUUUCUGUAAUACGGCGAGGAAAUCUGCUCAGGAGGGCGUGGUUCCUCCAGAUCAAACUCAGUUCAAGCUUUCAGAGUUAUAAAGUUUUAUCACAUUUCUACUUUUUGGAGAAAGAUGGCAAAAAAGGAUUCAAUCGGAGUGAGAGAAAAUAUGUUGUCUUAAUAACAGUAGUUAUAGUUUGUGUUGCAAAUGCCCUUAACUGUCAGAUUAGCUGUCUCAGCUUGAAGUGAACUAAGCCCAUGUCACAGUCAGACAAACACUAGCAAGCAUUUUGUAUCUCAAUGACAAUAUGAACACAUUUUCUCAUUGCUUUUACUUUUUGGAGAGAAUCUUUUAUGUGAAAAAUAAUUUACAUAACUGUUAUAGUCAGUAUGAGUCAGAGAUUAUAUUAUGGGAUGUUUUUUGUGUUUAUUUAAUAAAUAUCAUACAAUGUA